Messenger RNA from Betta splendens (Siamese fighting fish), 18090 nucleotides. RefSeq names its product hemicentin 1 (gene hmcn1). Gene Ontology annotation, molecular function: calcium ion binding. Bases 353 to 17194 code for a protein of 5613 amino acids. The transcript has 106 exons. The record is from RefSeq and is a predicted model, not a curated record. Lineage: Eukaryota; Metazoa; Chordata; Actinopteri; Anabantiformes; Osphronemidae.
CUGAGAGGUGGUCUUUGUGUUUGACACAGCUGUGCACGGGCUCCCGAUCCCGCGGACCCAACAGCACAACAGGAACUGGGGCACACGCACGGACCGCCGGGUUCGGACGCACAGACAGUCGCGACGCGCGCUGCAACUUCGGCGCACGUGAAAUUAGCGCACGACGACCGCUGAAGCGCAGACGAAGGGACCGCUCCUGAAGCCGCUGCGCUGUUUGUAGGCGUUUCUGAGAGUUUUGCGGGACACUGCUGAGCCUGAUGUAUCUGCCUGGAGCUCGAGGUUCCCUUUGAGGUUUCGACUGGUCAGAGCGAACUAUCCCAGAACUCGGCUCGAGGAGACGCUCGGACCUGAAAUGGGCACCAGGCUGGUGUGUCUGUCUCUCGCGCUGUCAGUGGCGUUUUGCGCUGCGCAGGAGACUGACGCCAAAAAGGAGGACCUCCCGGAGGGCGCAUCCACCUUGGCUUUCGUGUUUGAUGUGACCGGCUCCAUGUACGACGACCUGGUCCAAGUCAUCGAGGGCGCGUCCAGGAUUUUGGAGACGUCGCUGAGCAGGCCGAAGAGACCUCUGUACAACUUUGCCCUGGUUCCUUUCCACGACCCAGAGAUUGGACCCGUAACAAUCACAACAGACCCAAAGAAGUUCCAGUAUGAGCUGAGGGAGCUGUACGUCCAGGGAGGUGGAGACUGUCCAGAGAUGAGCAUCGGGGCCAUUAAGAUCGCUCUGGAGAUCUCCCUGCCGGGUUCAUUCAUUUACGUCUUCACAGACGCCCGUUCCAAGGAUUACAGGCUGACCCACGACGUCCUGCAGCUCAUCCAGCAGAAGCAGUCGCAGGUCGUGUUUGUUCUGACGGGGGACUGCGAUGACCGGACUCAUGUCGGGUAUAAGGUUUACGAGGAGAUUGCGUCCACCAGCUCUGGGCAGGUCUUCCAUCUGGACAAGAAACAGGUCAAUGAGGUGCUGAAGUGGGUGGAGGAGGCCGUGCAGUCUUCCAAGGUCCACCUGUUGUCCACUGACCAUGUCACUGGGGUCAGCAACACUUGGCAGAUGCCCUUUGACCCGAGCCUCAAGGAAGUCACCGUGGCGCUUAGUGGUCCAGCACCCGACAUCGAGAUAACAAACCCCCAGGGGAAGCUUGUGGGAAUGACUGAUGGUCUGACUGAGCUCCUGCACAUUCCCAACUCGGCCAAAGUUGUGAACAUCAAGGACCCCGGGCCUGGAACCUGGUCUAUAAAGACCUCCAGUGAAGGCAGACACUCUGUCCGUAUCUCUGGUCUCAGCACGAUUGACUUCCGAGCUGGGUUUUCCAGAAAUCCCACCCUGGACCUCAAAAAGACGUCCAGUCGGCCAGUUCAAGGCGUUCCCACACACAUCCUGCUGAACACCACCGGACUCCGACCUCCUGCUCGGCCCGACAGGCUGGAGCUCCUCUCGGUCUCGGGCCAAGCUAUAAAGACGCUGCCGAUUCGCUUCUACCCCGAACGCCGGCCGUACGGCCUGUGGAACGUCACGGAGUUCAUUCCACCCGAUGAGGCCUUCUUCCUGCGAGUGACAGGAUACGACCGCGAUGGCUUCCUGUUCCAGAGAGUCUCCAGUGUUUCUUUCUCCAAUAUUGUACCUAAUGCCCCCAAGGUGCUGAUGGCAGCACAGACUAAUGGUUAUUACCUCCAGAGAGGGGCCGUCAGCUGCCAGGUAGAGAGCCUGAUCCCCUUCACCCUGCGCUUCAGCAGGGAUGGGAGACAGCUUGGGGUGGACCAGCUGUUCAGCGAAUCUCACAAUGCAUCGUGGGAAAUAUCCCAGGUCACGCUGAAGGAUGAGGGCUACUACGAGUGCAUUGCGAUCAGCAGCGCUGGGACAGGAAGAGCUCGCACGUUCCUGGAUGUGUCAGAGCCGCCGCCGGCCGUCACCGCCGACGCCAACGUGACCGCCGCCCCGGGCGCCCGCGCCGUCCUCACCUGCCGCGUCGCCAGCACCGUCGCCUUCAAUCUCACCUGGCUGAGAGGGGGCGUGGACGCGCGCCUGGACCCACGCGUGCGCGUCCUCGCCGACCGCUCGCUGCAGCUGUCGGCGCUGAGCCCGGAGCAGGCGGGCUGGUACGAGUGCGUGGCUGCGAACGAAGGCGGCGCUGCUGCGGGGAGGGUCCACCUGAGCGUGCAAGAGGUUCCCAGGGUUUCAGUGGAGCCUCGGAAUAAAACCUUUUUGACAGGAGAUGAAGUAAGAAUCAGGUGCUCAGCCAGUGGUUACCCUGCACCGCGCCUGGUCUGGACCCACAACGACAUCUUCAUUGUAGCGUCCGGCAGACACAGGAUGACGCCCGAUGGCACCCUGGUCAUAAGAAACGCAGCCAAGAAGGAUGGAGGCGUGUACGGCUGUUUGGCCAGCAACCAGGCGGGAACGCACGCGAUGACCGCCGUCCUCACCUACGUCGAAUCUCCUGUCGUGACUGUGGCGCUAAGUCAGAUUCUUACCGGCAUUGGAGAAACCACAGUGAUGACCUGCUCAGCAUCUGGAGCUCCCAAACCAGAGAUCUGGUGGUACAAAGGUGGGGCCAAGCUGCAUUCAUCAUCCCUGCUGGAUGUGGACGUGUUGGAAGGGACGCUAACCAUCAAAGAGACGCUUCAUGCCGAUGCUGGCGACUACACCUGCCUGGCUGUCAAUGCCGCCGGCACGUCGUCAGGGAGGGUUUCCCUGGAUGUAGGAGCUGCUCCCACGUUCACCCAGGAGCCGCCCGACGUGGCGGCCGACGUCGGCUCCAACGUGACCCUGCUGUGCCGAGCACGGGGUCACCCUGAGCCCCAGGUGUCCUGGAGAAGGGAGGACGGGCUGCCUCUGUCGCAGCGGCCGCGCACACAUGGCGCUGUCACACAGAGCAGAGGGCGCCUGCACAUAAGCAGCCUGUGGGUGGACGAUGAGGCCGUUUAUGUCUGCGAGGCCCACAACCACUUCGGCAGGAUACAGACUCAAGCCAGGAUCACAGUGACUGGACUGGUCUCCCCCGUCAUAGCGGUGAGUCCCGGCGUGCUCAGCGUGGUGGAGGCCCAGCCGCUGACGCUGCCCUGCGUGCUGCUGGCCGGCAACCCGCUGCCCCACAGACAGUGGCUCCACGACUACGGCCUGGUGACCUCGGACCAGUACGUGACGGUGCGGCGGGACGGCAGCUUGCACAUUGAGAGGGUGGGUCUGGACGACGCGGGCGACUACACGUGUCUGGCCGAGAACGUGGUCGGGGCCACCAACCACACCACCACUGUGAGCGUGCACGUUAUCCCCACCAUCCAGCACGGCCCUCAGGUGUUCAGCACCAUCGAGGGAACUCCCAUCUCUCUGCCGUGCCGCGCCGGUGGAGUACCGGCGCCUGACAUCGCCUGGACCAAGAGUGGGGAGCUACUGUACUUGGGCGGUCCCGUGUUCUCUCUGGAUCCUGACAGCAGCCUCCUCAUCCUUUCGCCUUCUGGAAACGAGACUGGAGAGUUCGUCUGCACAGCUAGCAAUGCGGCCGGCUACGCCUCCAGGAAGGUCCAGCUCACUGUCUAUGUCCGACCUAGGUCCAGUGUUGGUGCUGGAGCAGAGCCAAGGAGGAUGUCCGUGAUCGAGGGCGAGGACGCCAUUUUGCCUUGUGAGGUCCACAGUGUCCCACCUCCCACCAUCAGCUGGGCCAAAGAGAAGCAGCUCAUCUCCCCUUUCUCUCCCAGGCACACUCAGCUUCCCUCAGGUUCUAUGAAGAUCUCCAAGAGCAGAGUCUCCGACAACGGACUGUAUGUGUGCGUGGCCUCCAACAUUGCUGGCAACCUCACACAAUCGACGGAGCUGAGUGUUUUGGUUCCUCCCAGUAUACAAGCUGGUCCCAGGGUGAUGAAGGUGCAGCUGGGCCACUCUGUGGAGCUCCCCUGUGUGGCCAGAGGGGUCCCAGAACCGACAAUAACAUGGGCCAAGGAUGAGAGACACUACCCAGUCUCGGCCGACGGCAGCCUGGCUUUUAGAAGCGUGACCCUGGACGACGAAGGAGCCUACACAUGCACGGCCACCAGCGCCGCAGGCCGAAACCAGGCUCGAGUUCAGCUGCUAGUGCGAGUGCCCCCUGUGGUUGAGGUCCUGGAGCCUCCCUUCAAUAGUCCUCUGCAGGAGAGAGUUGCAAACCAGCGCAUUGCUUUCCCCUGCCCUGCAAAAGGUCUUCCCAAGCCAGUGAUCCGGUGGCUGCGUAACGGCCAGGAGCUGACGGGGAACGAGCCCGGCGUGUCCAUCCUGGAGGACGGCACGCUGCUCAUUCUGGCCUCCCUGUCGCCUCUGGACAGCGGGGAGUAUUCCUGCACGGCGGCCAACGACGCGGGGUCCACUGAGAAGAAGUACCAGCUCAAAGUCAACGUGCCCCCAGAGUUCCGUGACAGUGAAACACAAGGCAACGUGUCUGUGGUCCUGAGCCGGGCCACCAACCUGGUGUGUGACGUGACAGGAAGCCCGACCCCCGUUAUCACCUGGUACAAAGACGGGUCUCUGAUUUCGCCCAGUAACAGCAUCCAGAUUCUGGAAAUGGGGAAAACCUUGAGAAUACUGAAGGCAGCCACAGGAGAUGCAGGCAGCUACAGCUGCAAAGCCAUCAAUGUCGCUGGUAGCAGAGAAAAGGGCGUCUAUUUGGAUGUGCUCGUUCCACCAACUAUUGAAGGAUCAGCUCUUCCUCCAGACGUUUCAGCCAUUCUCAAACAGGAGAUCACUCUGGAGUGCAUGGUGCAAGGAGCUCCCUUUCCCACAAUACAGUGGUACAAGGACAGCAAGUUGGUGUUUCUGGGUGAUCCUAAUCUGGAGGUCGUCAGCAGAGGUCAGAUCCUGAGGAUAAAAAGUGCUCGUCUUGGGGACCAGGCCCGCUACCAGUGUAGUGUGACGAAUGCAGCUGGAAAACAGUCCAAGGACUUCAAGCUCAGCGUCUAUGUGCCUCCCUCCAUUAAAGGUGGUAACGUGACGACGGAGGUCGCUGCCCUGCAGGACACUGUGGUCACGCUGGAAUGUGAGGCGCGUGGGGUGCCGCCUCCCACCAUCACUUGGUCCCGGAACGGAGAGGUGCUCCUGUCCAGCCGACAGGCCCAGUACGUGGAGCGGGGCCGCUCCCUGAAGAUCCCUCUGGCUCAGGCGUCGGACGCCGGGCGCUACACCUGCAGAGUGACCAGUGUGGCGGGAAGCGCUGAGAAGAGCUACGAGCUGGAUGUUUACUUGCCUCCGACCAUCACCGGGGGUGACGGACCCUCAGAGAGGAAGGUUAUCCUGAGUAAGCCCCUGAUCCUGGAGUGUGAGGCCGGCGGACACCCCCCCCCCUCCCUCACCUGGCUGAAGGACGGGGUCCCUGUGCGUGACGGUGACAGCAUCCGUGUGCUCGAGCAGGGGAGAAAAGUCCAAAUCGUCUCAGCCGCAGUGUCCGACUCGGGACGCUACGUCUGUGUGGCUACGAGCAUCGCCGGGGAGAAGGAGAUCAAAUAUGAUGUCAGGGUUUUAGUUCCUCCUUUCAUUGAUGGAGCUGAUGAUGUGACAGACAGCACAGUGAUCAUCAACAACCCUCUGGAGCUGGAGUGUCAGGCCACUGGAACGCCUGCACCUGUCAUCACCUGGUAUAAGGGCGGAAGGCCAGUCAGACAGGGCGAAGGGCUCCGGGUCGCUGCUAACGGUCGGCGCCUCAUCGUGGCCCGAGCUCAGGUCUCGGACACGGCUCGGUUCCAUUGUGUGGCCACCAAUGAAGCAGGAGACCACCAGAGGACCUUCAAUGUGGUUGUGCAUGUUCCUCCUUCCAUCCGCACCACUGGGUCUGCGGAACGUUCAGUGGUUCUCCACAGGUCCGUUAGUCUGGACUGCGUCUCCAGCGGCGUGCCUCCUCCCAGCAUCACAUGGCUUAAAGCCGGUCGGCCUGUCGACACGACGCAGGAGCACCUUAAGCUGGAGGCUGCGGGCAGAACACUAAAGGUCACAGAGGCAGCACUGCAGGAUUCUGGGAAAUACACCUGUCUGGCUACCAACGCAGCUGGUGAAGCUCAACUGCACAUUCAGCUCAGUGUCCACGAGCCUCCCAGCAUCCCCCACUCUGGCCAGAUCAUCAACCAGACCAUCCUGUCAGGCUUUUCCACUGAGCUUGAGUGCGAGGCCUCGGGCAGCCCGUUGCCUGCGAUCACGUGGUACAAAGACGGCCGACCUCUGACCAGCGCGGCCGGAGUGACGAUGCUGAAGCGCGGCCAGGUUCUGGAGAUUGAACGGGCUCAGCUGUCAGACAGCGGGAUGUACCGAUGCGUAGCAGUCAACCUGGCCGGCGUAGCGGAGAUGACCCACAGCCUGCAGGUGUUCGCGCCCCCCGUCAUCUCCAGCCGAGGCGGGACUGUCACCGUGGUGGUGAACGAGGCUGCCCGGCUGCCGUGCGAGGCCACCGGCGUUCCGCCGCCCAGCCUCACGUGGCUGAAAAACGGCAGCCCUGUGGCCAGCGUUUCGCCUGGCGUGCAGGUGUCGUCUGGCGGCCGCUUGCUGGCGCUGAACAGCGCCCAGGUCAGUGACACGGGCAGGUACACCUGCGUGGCCGUCAAUGCUGGAGGGGAACAGCACCGAGACUACGACCUGAAGGUUUACGUGCCGCCCAACAUCAAGGGGGAGGAGGCGAACGCCACGGUGAUGCUCGGCCGAGCGGUGGAGCUGCACUGCCAGAGCGACGCCAUCCCUCCGCCGGCGCUGUCCUGGCGCAAAGAUGGCCGCCCCGUCUUCAGGAAGCCGGGUCUGACUGUUAAAGCUGACGGAAGCCUCCUAAGGAUCGACAGCGCCCAAGUCCAGGAUUCGGGCAGAUACACCUGUGAAGCCACCAACGUGGCCGGCAAGACAGAAAAGAACUUUAACCUCAAUGUUUGGGUGACUCCCAGUAUCCGUGGAGCCGAGGAGGUGUCCCCCUUCACGGUGACGGAGGGAAACCUCAUCACUCUGCUGUGUGAAUCCAGUGGCAUCCCGCCUCCCAGCCUCGCCUGGAGGAAGGACGGUUCUGAGCUCAAAUCAGACCAGCGGGUCAGAGUUUUGUCCGGCGGCCGCCAGCUGCAAAUCUCCAGCGCCGAGAGGAGCGACGCGGCAUCGUACACCUGCACGGCCUCCAGCGAAGCGGGCGCGGCGUCCAGGGCUUACAGUCUGCAGGUUUAUGUCCGCCCUUCCAUCAGACGCAGCGAGGGCGACGCCGGCGUCGUCACGGUGACGAGGGGCGCGGACGUGACGCUGCGCUGCGCGGCGGAGGGCGUGCCGCGGCCGGCGGUCACGUGGUUGAAGGACGGGAGGCCUGUCAGCGGACUGCACGGCGCCAAGGUCCUGAACGAGGGGCGGCUGCUGCAGAUCCAAGACGCAAAGGUGUCGGACACGGGGCGCUACAGCUGCAUCGCUGCUAACGUGGCCGGGCAGGCGGACAGCACGCACGACGUCAGCGUCCACGUACCGCCAAGUAUCAUUGGUCAGGUCCUGAUGCCAGACAACGUGAGUGUUGUGGUGAAGAACCCAGUAGCUCUCAGCUGCGAGGCCUCCGGCGUUCCUCUCCCGUCCGUCGCCUGGUUGAAGGACGGCCGGCCGAUCAAAGCCAGCAGCGCAGUGCGCGUCCUCUCCGGAGGACGUGUCUUGCGUCUGAUGCAUGCUGUGGUAGAAGAUGCUGGGAAGUACACCUGCGUUGUGUCUAACAGCGCUGGAGAGGAACAGAAGAACUUCGAGCUCAAUGUCCUCGUUCCACCGAGCAUUGUGGACGAGGGAACUGUGGUGGACUCAAAGGUCAGGGAGCAACACAACAUCACCCUCAGCUGUGAGGCGUCAGGUCACCCUGUCCCAGAGAUCCGGUGGCUGAAGGAUGGACAGCUGCUGGCUCCCGACCGGCGCCACCGAGUCCAGUCUCACGGCCGUUUCCUGCACAUCUCCGAUGCUCAGGUCUCGGACACGGGCAGGUACGGCUGCCUGGCCUCCAACAGUGCAGGAGAUCGCAGCCGGCACUUCAACCUCAACGUCCUGGUGUCUCCCACCAUCGCUGGCUCGGGUCCUGACAGCUCCGCGGAGGAGGUGACGGUGACCCUGAGCAGCCCCACCUCGCUGGUGUGCGAGGUGCAGUCCUACCCGCCCGCGCUCGUCACCUGGCUCAAAGACGGCGCCGCCUUCGUGUCCAGCCGCAACAGCCGCGUGCUGCCAGGUGGGCGAACUCUGCAGAUCCUCAAUGCCAAAGAGGAGGAUGCUGGGAAAUACACGUGCGUGGCUACGAACGAAGCUGGCGAGACUCUGAAGCACUAUGAGGUCAAGGUUUAUGUUCCCCCGCAGAUUAAUAAGAAUGAUAUCGUGGGGGAAGGAUUGGCCCCCAAAGAGGUCAAGAUCAAGGUCAACAGCAGCCUGACGCUGGAGUGCUCGGCGGAGGCCUUUCCCACGCCAGCGCUGCAGUGGUACAAGGACGGACAGGUCCUGCAGGCGGACGGCCGCGUGUCCAUCACGGCCGGCGGUCGAAUCGUUCAGAUCAAACAUGCUCAGGUGUCCGACACCGGGCGCUACACCUGCGUGGCCACUAACGUAGCGGGGGAGGAUGAGAAGGACUUUGAUGUAAAUAUACAAGUUCCACCUAAUUUCAACAGACCUGCUGGAGCUGGUGGCUCCUCUCCCUCCGGCUUCGGAGGAGAAGUUCGGGACGUGAUCCUCAACAAUCCCAUCUCUCUGUACUGCGAGACCAAUGCCGUCCCUCCUCCGACGCUCACCUGGUACAAAGACGGACAGGCGCUGACCGCUUCCGACAAAGUUCUGAUCCUGCCUGGUGGACGAGUGUUGCAGAUUCCCAGGGUGCACGUUGAAGACGCGGGCAGAUACACAUGCGUGGCUGUCAACGAAGCAGGAGAAGACUCCAUUCAGUAUGUCGUUAGAGUGUUAUUGCCUCCCACCAUACGAGGAACGGACAGCGACGUGCCCGAUGAGGUCACGGUCCUGCUCAACAAAACUACCCAGCUGGACUGUCAUGUGGAUGGAAGCCCCGCCCCCAAGGUCACCUGGUUCAAGGACAGCCAACCGGUCGUCUCUGAUAGGCUGCUUAGAGUCCUGGCCAAUGGGAGAGCACUUCAGGUGAUGGCUGCUCAGGUCUCUGACACCGGCCGCUAUGUGUGUGUGGCUGAUAAUGUCGCUGGAAGCGCAGAGAAGGCCUUUAAUCUCAAUGUUCACGUUCCUCCCACCGUCAUCGGGCCGAGUCCUGUGAACGUGACAGUUGUGGUGAACAACUUUGUGUCGCUCUCGUGUGAAGCCACCGGGUUCCCUCCUCCGACCCUGAGCUGGUUGAAUGACAGGGGUCCGAUUCAGGGCAACCCCAGUGCACUCAUCAUGCCAGGGGGUCGAACGUUACAGAUCCUGAAAGCCAAAGUAUCCGAUGGGGGAAAGUACACGUGUGUGGCCAUGAAUGCGGCGGGGGAGGCCUACAAAUACAUUUACCUGUCUGUGUUGGUUCCUCCCAGUAUCAGAGGCAGUGGUGGAGACUCUCCUGUGGUGGUGAAUGUCCUUUUAGGGAAAUCAGCGACUCUGAAGUGCGAGUCCAGCGCUGUUCCUCCUCCCACCAUCACCUGGUACAAGAACGGCAGGGUGGUGACCGAGUCGGCCAACCUGCGCAUCCUGGCCAAGGGACACAUGCUUGAGAUUAACGGCUCAGAGGUGUCUGACACUGGACAAUAUGUCUGCAAGGCCACUAAUGUUGCUGGUCAGGUGGACAAGAACUUCCACCUGAAUGUUUUUGUACCUCCCAGUAUUGAUGGUCCAGUGGAGGAGAAUGUAGUGGAAACCAUCAGUAACCCGGUGACCUUUGCCUGUGAUGCUGCAGGCAUCCCUCCUCCUAGUCUUACAUGGUUGAAGAACGGACGACCGCUGGAGACCUCGGAGUCACUGGAGAUGCACAUCUUCUCAGGAGGCAGCAAGCUUCAGAUCGCACGCUCGCAGCUUUCUGACAGCGGCACUUACACAUGCGUGGCUUCCAACACGGAGGGCACAGCCCACAAGAGCUACCGCCUCACCAUACAAAUUCCUCCCAGCAUCUCUGGAUCUGAGCUGCCCAGUGAGAUGGGAGUGCUGCUGAACGAGAGCAUCCAGCUGCUCUGUCGCGCUCAGGGAACCCCGACGCCGACCAUCCGGUGGCUAAAGGACGGCGAGGCCAUCGACCCUUUGAACGCGGGUCUCAGGGUGAGUCCGGACGGAAGCACGCUCACCGUGACUGGAGCCCACACCAGCGACGGUGGGAAGUACACCUGCGUGGCCACCAACGCGGCGGGAGAGGAGGACAGGAUGUUCACCCUAAAUGUGUACGUGCCUCCAGUCAUAGACGGCGCCAGUGAGACGGCGGAGGAGGUGACCGCGGUUCUGGACAGCUCCGUCAGCAUGGAGUGUGCGGCUGCGGGUUCGCCUCCUCCCCAGCUGAACUGGCUGAGGAACGGCCUCCCUCUGCCCGUGUCCUCCCACGUACGGCUGCUGUCUGCAGGGCAGGUGCUUCGGAUUACGCGAGCCCAGGUGUCCGACGGCGCCACCUACACCUGCGUCGCCUCAAACAGGGCAGGAGUGGACAGCAGGCAUUACAACCUGCAGGUGCACGUCCCUCCCAGUGUGGACGGAGCCGGGGGCACGGAGGACGUGAGCGCAGUCAGCGGGAACGCGGCGUCUCUGCAGUGCGUGGCUCACGGGACGCCGCCCCCCGCGGUGUCCUGGCUCCGGGACGGAGCGCUUCUCCAUCCUGACCAGCGCCUCACGUUCCUCAACACCAACGCCACCGUGCGGAUCUCCCGGACCCGCGUCAAUGACACCGGACGCUACACCUGCCUGGCUGAAAACACGGCGGGCCGCGCGAGUCGCCACUUCAAGCUCCAAGUGUUGGAUCCUCCGCACAUCCGGGGCUCAGGCGUGCCAGCGGAGGUGUCUGUGGUGGUUAACCACGCCCUGGAGCUGCGGUGCGAGGCCUCGGGGGUCCCUGCUCCCGCCCUGUCCUGGCUGAAGGACGGACGCCCGCUGCCGCAGACAGGCGGCCUGCGCGUCCUGCGGGGGGGGGAGGCGCUCCACGUGGCCGCGGCACAAGUGGAGGACGCGGGCAGGUACAGCUGCCUGGCCGUCAGCCCGGCAGGAGAGGACGACAAGCAGUUCCUGGUGCGAGUGCACGUGCCGCCUAAUAUCGCGGGGGAGAACGCUCCACAGGACGUGUCCGUGCUGCAGAGCAGACAGGUGACGCUGGAGUGCAGGUCCGACGCCGUGCCUCCUCCAACGCUGACCUGGCUCAAAGGCGCUCAGCCGCUGCAGGCCUCUGCGCGCGUCCGCGUCCUGUCCGCCGGGCGCUACCUGCAGAUCAACAUGGCUGAGCUGAGCGACGCGGCCCAAUACACCUGCGUGGCGGCGAACGUGGCCGGCAGGACCACGCGGCAGUUCAACCUCUCCGUCAACGUGGCUCCGACCAUCAAAGACGGCCCCCAGCUGGUGUCGGUGCGCGUCCACCAGUCAGCGGUGCUGGAGUGCGUGGCGAGUGGCGUGCCGCCGCCUCGUGUGACCUGGAGGAAGCAGGGUGCGGUGCUGACGGGAAACAACCCCAGGUACUCGUUGGCCGAGGACGGGUCGCUGCGCCUCCGCUCCGCUCAGGUGAGCGACACCGGCCGCUACCUGUGCACGGCGGCCAACCAGGCAGGGACUCAGCACAGGGGAGUGGACCUGCAGGUGGACGUCCCUCCCUCCAUCGCCGACGGCAACACCAACGUGACGGUCACCGUCAACGUUCCGACCACGCUGCCCUGUGAAGCCAGCGGCAUUCCCAAACCCUCCGUCCGCUGGAUGAGACACGGCCGAGUCAUCAACACUGACCAGAACCAGAAUAUGUACAGAUUACUCUCCUCAGGCUCCUUGGUCGUUAUCGCGCCCACGGUGGAGGACACGGCGCUGUAUCAGUGUGUGGUCACUAACGAGGCGGGAGAAGACUCCAGGUCCAUUAACCUCACUGUUCACGUGCCUCCGUCUAUCGCGGAUGAGCCCACGGAGCUGAUUGUCACCAGAAUGUCCCCCGUGGUCCUCGCGUGUACGGCGUCCGGCGUCCCGGAGCCCGCCAUCGCCUGGAGCAAGGACGGCGUGGAGUUAGUGGAGUUGCUCCCGGAAGGCGUGGGAUACAGCAUCCUGACCACAGGUUCUGUCCAGAUCCCCUCCGCUGAGCUCAGUCACGCCGGGCGCUACACCUGCACGGCCCAGAAUGCUGCAGGCUCCACCCGCCGCCACGUACAGCUCACAGUUCACGAGCUCCCAGUGAUCCAGUCGCAUCCAUCCACCAUGGACGUCAUCCUGAAUAACCCCGUCACGCUGCCCUGCAGAGCCACAGGUUCCCCCAGACCCACCAUCAGCUGGCAGAGGGAGGGCAUCAACAUACCCACCACAGCUGGACGUUUCACCGUUUUGCCCAACGGGAGCCUGCAAGUCUCCCGAGCCUCUGUUCUGGACUCUGGGACGUACAUAUGUGUGGCUCAGAACCCAGCCGGCACCGCACUGGGGAAAACCAAGCUCCGAGUACAAGUGCCUCCCGCCAUCAGCUCUGACUCCAGGACGUACGUGGCGCCCCUGGACUCGUCUGUGACGCUGCAGUGCCAGGCGGGCGGCUCCCCUGCGCCCGCGGUCACGUGGCACAAAGACGGCCAGCCGCUCGGGGAGUCGCUGCGCCUGCGGGUGCUGAGCGCCGGCUCGCUGCAGAUCGCCUUCGUGCAGCCGGGCGACGCCGGGCGCUACGCGUGCACCGCCGCCAACGCGGCCGGCGCCGCCAGCCUGGAGAUGGGGCUGACCGUGCAGACCCCUCCCUCCAUCCGAGGCGGAGAGCAGGAGGUGACGGUGGUGGAGAACAGUCCGGUGCAGCUGCUGUGUGCGGUGGAGGGGGUCCCUCAGCCAACGCUGACCUGGGAGAAGGACGGGAACCCCAUAGAUGAGAGCACAGGGGAGUACACCAUCCUGCCCUCUGGGGAACUGGCCAUAGACGUUGCUCAGCCCGUGGAUUCGGGCGCUUACGCCUGCGUCGCCGUCAACGCCGUGGGUCGGGACAGCCGGACCACGACCCUGACCGUUCACACGCACCCCGUCUUCACGGAGCUGCUCAGCGACGUGGCGCUCAACCGGGGGGAGCGCCUCGCGCUGGCCUGCGGCGCCGCCGGCGUCCCUCCGCCCAGGAUCACCUGGGCCCUGAAGAACACCGUCAUCCAGGUUCCUCAUGAUCCUACGAGCGGCUACAGUGAACUGGUUAUAGAGCGAGUGAGCAGAGAAGACUCUGGCACGUACUCCUGCGAGGCAGCGAACAGCGUAGGAACCAUCAAGUCCGUGGGCUUUGUCUACGUUAAAGAGCCUCCCAUCAUCGAUGGGGACCUUCACUCCAAGCACACGGAGCCUUUGGGGGGCAACGCCGUCCUCCACUGUGAGGUUCGGGGGGACCCCCUACCAACCGUCCAGUGGAGCAAAAAUGGAAUAAAUAUCCAGAGCAGCAACCGAAUCCGAGUGCUGGACAACAGCUCUCUGGCCAUUUAUGGCACCGUGGCUGAGGAUGCAGGCAGCUACGUGUGUGUGGCCACUAAUGAUGCUGGAGUGGUGGAGAGGAGUGUGACGCUCACCCUGCAGAGUGCACCCAGCAUCGUAGUGGAGCCAGUGGAUACGGUGGUGGACGCCGGCACCACCGUGGUCCUCAACUGCCGGGCCGAGGGUGAACCCACCCCCGUCGUAGAGUGGUCCCGCCAGGGGGGGGCGCUGCCGGGCUCCGAGCGCUUCUCCACCCUGUCCAACGGCUCCCUGCGGGUCAGCAGCGCUCAGAGGGAGGACACGGCGGAGUACGAAUGCGUGGCCAGGAACCUGCUCGGCUCGGUUCUGGUCGGGGUCGCGCUCACAGUGCGAGUUCACGGGGGCUUCUCGGAGUGGUCCGAGUGGAGCUCCUGCAGCCCGUCCUGCGGCGCCGGGUCCCAGAAGAGGCUGAGGCAGUGCAGCAACCCUCUACCCGCCAACGGGGGGCGCCACUGCGCCGGGUCGGACGCAGAGACGCGCCGGUGUCAGGGAAAGCCCUGUCCAGUGGACGGCCACUGGUCAGAGUGGUCGCUGUGGGAGGAGUGCUCGCGUAGCUGUGGUCAGGGCAACAGAACCAGGACCCGGACCUGCAGCAACCCCCCGGCGCAGCACGGCGGCAGGCCCUGUGAGGGCAAAGCAGUGGAGGCCGUCAUGUGCAGCGUGAGACCCUGCCCUGUGGCAGGUGACUGGGGCUCCUGGCUGCCGUGGAGCCCGUGCAGCGAGACCUGUGGCAGAGGGAUGCAGUCCAGAAUCCGGCUCUGCAACAGCCCCCCCCCGGCGUUCGAUGGACCCCAGUGUGAAGGCACCGACGCGCAAACACAAGUGUGCAAUGAGAGGCUCUGUCCCGUGGACGGGAUGUGGUCGUCGUGGGUGAGCUGGGGCGCCUGCGGCGUUUCCUGCGGGGGCGGGACCCGACAGAGGACCCGCCUCUGCGCCAGCCCCGCCCCCCAGCACGGCGGCCGCCAGUGCGAGGGCAGCGACGUGCACGUCGACUUCUGCAACAGCGAGCCGUGUCCCAUCAGCGGCAACUGGGGCCCGUGGAGCGGCUGGGGCAGCUGCAGCAGGACGUGCAGCGGAGGUCAGAUGCGGCGCUACCGGACGUGUGACGACCCCAGACCCGCCAACGGCGGCAGGGCGUGCGCGGGCGCCGACACGCAGAUCCAGAGAUGCGGCGGCGCCGACUGCCCCGUUGAUGGUCAGUGGGGUCCGUGGCAGCCGUGGGGAGAGUGCUCCGCCUCCUGCGGCGGCGGGGAGAGGACGCGCGUCCGGCGCUGUAGCGGCCCGUCUCCUAGCAACGGCGGGCGCCCGUGUCCAGGCGACGCCUCCCAGCUGUCGCGGUGCAGCACGCAGGCCUGUCCCGGUGGACCUCAAAAGGCCCGAGGCAGCGUCAUCGGAACCAUCAAUGACAUCGAGUUCGGCGUCGCCAUCCUCAACGCCACCAUCACAGACGGCCCGUCCGGUGGCAGGGUCGUCACGGCAACUAUUUCUAACGUACCGAGGACACUGGGUCCUGCAAUGAGGAAGCUGGUCUCCAUCCUGAACCCCGUCUACUGGACCACUGCACAGGAAGUGGGGGCAGCUGCCAACGGCUUCACGCUAACAGGCGGCGUCUUCAGGAGAGAGACGCAGGUGGAAUUCGCCACAGGUGAGAUCCUGAGGAUGAGCCACGUCGCCAGAGGCCUGGACUCAGACGGAGCUCUGCUGGUGGACAUCGUGGUGAACGGACACGUCCUCCAGUUGCCGUCGCAGGCUGAGAUCAGCGUCAAGGACUACGCGGAGGACUACGUCCAGACGGGCCCGGGCCAGCUGUACGCGCUGUCCACGCGGAUGUUCAGCAUCGACGGGGAGAGCGUGCCGUACUCCUGGAACCACAGCAUCGCCUACGAGCCGGCCAGGGGCAAGAUGCCCUACCUGGUGGAGACGCUGCAGGCCACGGCCAUCCGCGCCCACUAUCGCCCCCUGGAGGAGGCGCUGGAGUACAGCCUCCACGCUGCCAUCGCCAAGGGCGACCGCAGCAACCAGUGUCCUCAGGGAUUCGCGUUGGUGGCGGCUGGGCCCUUCUGCGCAGAUGAGAACGAGUGUGAGGUGGGGACCCCCUGCUCCCACGCCUGUCACAACACCAUGGGCACCUACUACUGCUCCUGCCCCGGAGGCCUCAGCAUCUCGGCCGACGGCAGGACCUGCCAGGAUCUCGACGAGUGCUCGCUGGGCGGCGGCGCGUGCCACGACGGCCAGGACUGCGAGAACACCAUCGGCUCGUACCGCUGCGUGACGCGCUGCGGCCGCGGCUUCAGGAGGACGGCCGACGGCCUCAGCUGCUCAGACGUGAACGAGUGUCAGGAGUCGAACCCGUGCAACCAGCACUGCCUCAACACCGUGGGGAGCUACCGCUGCGCCUGUGAGCCCGGGUUCCAGCUCAGGAACCGGCGCUGCGUAGAUAUAAACGAGUGCCGGCAGAGGGUGUGUCGCUCGGACCAGCAGUGCAAGAACACGCGCGGAGGCUACACCUGCAUCGACCUGUGUCCCGGCGGCUUGACCAAAGGCGCCAACGGAACCUGCGUGGACGUGGACGAGUGCAGGGACGGAACCCACCAGUGCCGAUACAACCAGAUGUGUGAGAACACCAGAGGCAGCUACCACUGCGCGUGCCCCCGCGGCUACAGGUCCCAGGGGGUGGGCCGGCCCUGUGUGGACAUAAACGAGUGCGAGCGCCUCCCGCUGCCCUGCGCCCAUCGGUGCCUCAACACUGCCGGCAGCUUCCAGUGCGGCUGCCCGCCGGGGCGCCACCUGCUGGGAGACGGCCGGUCCUGCGCCGGCCUGGAGCGCCUGCCCAGCUACGAGAGCCACUCGUACGGCUACCGCACGUCGCAGUCGUCCCCGGGGCGCGGCUCCGCCCAGCGGCUCUACCACAGCCUGGCCUCUCAGAGCUACCACUCGUACGCCGCGCAGCCGCGGGAUCGGCCCGGGGGGCGCGGCCGCAGGGAGGCCAGGGGGCUGCCGGUGUUUAGACAUCAACGAGUGCGAGAUGAGGGACGCGUGUCAGCACGAGUGCAUGAACACGCCGGGCGGCCACAGGUGCCUGUGCCCGGCCGGGUACCGCCUCAUGACCAACGGCAAGGCAUGUCAAGACGUGGACGAGUGCCUGGAGCAGAGCAUCCACUGUGGAGCGAACCGGAUGUGCUUCAACAUGAGAGGAAGCUACCAGUGCAUCGACACGCCCUGCCCGCCGCACUACCAGAGGGAUCCGGCCACAGGGUUCUGCCUGAAGGACUGCCUCCCCAACGACCUGGAGUGCGCUCUGAGCCCGUACGCCCUGGAGUACAAGCUGCUGUCGCUGCCGUUCGGCAUCGCGGCCAACCAGGACCUGAUCCGGCUGGUGGCCUACACGCAGGACGGCGUGAUGCACCCCAGGACCAGCUUCCUGGCGGUGGACGAGGACGCGGCGCUGCCCUUCGCCCUGCGCGACGAGAACCUGAAGGGGGUGCUGUUCACCACGCGGGCGCUGCGGGAGCCGCGCACGUUCCGCAUGCGGGUCCGCGCCCUCUCCUACAGCCGAGACGGCGGCAUCGAGUACCAGACCACCUUCAUCGUGUACGUGGCCGUCUCCGCCUACCCCUACUGACAGCACUUUACGGGACGCGCCGGCGGACGGGCUGAAAACGCUUGAGCGUCAGGGAGACAGACGUGCAGUGAACACACACACACACGGGGCUCAGAUCCGACGGAUCCCCGGGAACCUCGCAGCAGCGUGUCAGGCUGCUUCUGACAUAUUUAUGAGCCAACGCUGCCGGCGGAGGAAGCGGGGUCAAAGGUCGACUCAAGCGAUACUAGCCACUCUUUAUUUACAAACAUCUACCUAUUAUUAACUUAUUGGGAAGUGCUUGAACGUCGCUCAGCUCCUCCAUCACAUGGAGUCUGACUCCACCGAUGGUGCAACCCCUCACGCAUCAGCUGUUCCGCUGGUUAACAGUAGGUCAGCAAUGUGCCUUUCAAUAGAUAAAGAUGUAGUUUAAUGUUUCUAACUUGUAUAUAGAUGUUGUUUCCUCAUAACAUUUUGUCGUACUGUACUUAUUCUAUCCAUUUUGUAAUAAAAAUGCUAUAAAUGAAUAUAAACAUUGAAGUUACAGUGGGGAUGCUGUAUUUCUAAUGGAGUAAAGCCCUGACCCUUCACCACCUUCUCAGUAAAAUGUUUUUGAAAGAAAACGAGGCUGAGAUCAGCGUUCACCUUUUAUUUAAUUCAGUUUUAGUCAAAAAAGCAAACAUAAAAAAGGAGUAAUGGAGUAAGGCAGUUUGUACGUUUUCUUGUCUUCAAGAAGAACAAUAGAAAGAAACAAGUCGGACCUUCGUCCGCUUUGUUCUCGUGUAAAAAUAGUCAAUACUGCAUUAGAAAAAGUAGCCAAUGUCUGGAUGUGUCGCCGCCGACUCGUGAGGAAAAAAUAUGAUUUGUGUUUCACAGAAAGCAACGUUAGCACAAUUCCAUGAGUAACUUUCAGUCAGUGUUUUAUGAUUCCAUUUUAAAAUUAGCAAAAAAAAGCAACACAUGCUGCUAAAUU